Fukomys damarensis (Damara mole-rat) is the source of this 2000-nucleotide messenger RNA. RefSeq names its product dual specificity tyrosine phosphorylation regulated kinase 4 (gene Dyrk4). Gene Ontology annotation, cellular component: nucleus. NCBI's taxonomy places the organism in Eukaryota, Metazoa, Chordata, Mammalia, Rodentia, Bathyergidae. Gene Ontology annotation, biological process: peptidyl-serine phosphorylation; peptidyl-threonine phosphorylation. The transcript has 15 exons. The record is from RefSeq and is a predicted model, not a curated record. The coding region runs from base 45 to 1973 and encodes 642 amino acids. Gene Ontology annotation, molecular function: ATP binding; protein serine/threonine kinase activity; protein serine/threonine/tyrosine kinase activity.
CCCUGUGCUGUCCUCCCCAGCGGGACCGGGCAGCAUGAUAGCUGAUGCAGCUUUUCCCACCUGCUACUCCGACUGGGACCCAGACAGAGACUAAAAUGGAUGCUAAAAAGCCGAGGAAACAGAGUUUGACUUCCUUACCAAUUUUGAAAACAAGAAAGAAAGAAAAUUUCAUCUCUGGGAAGGUUGAGAGUCAAUUUCUGGCCCAAGUCCAAGAGCUGCCUUCCAAGAUCAAGAACCCUAGAAUGACCCGGUUUUUGUAUAAGAACACAGUCAAUAACAUGACUUCACACCUCUUUGUGGACUCCAGUGGAAAGAAGAACCCAGUUAAUUUCCCACACAUCAGCAACAAAACCCUGCUGAAACCAGCCCUGCGGUACCAGGAUCAUCAAACUAAUCAUCGGGUGCUGGCCUCCGAGAACAAGACUUCAGGAAUACUUUUCCACUCUAACAUUAAAAGCCAAGACCCCAAGCCCGAGGAGAAAUCUCCAAGGAAGCACAAGGUGCCGUUGACAGCGGCAGAGGCCCUGAUGUGUUAUAAGAAUCGUCUGUCUCUUUAUGAGCAAAGCGAAAUCCUGGGCUACGCAGAGCUGUGGUUUCUGGGGCUAGAAGCCGAGAAGGUGCAUGUGGACCCUGAUAAGUUCAGCAAAACGAGUUUUGAUGAUGAACAGGGCUCCUACAUCGAGGUCCUGCAUGACCACAUUGCCUACCGCUAUGAAGUUCUGGAGAUGAUUGGGAAAGGGUCCUUUGGACAGGUGGCCAAAUGCUUGGAUCACAAAAACAAUGAGUUGGUGGCCCUGAAAAUCAUCAGGAACAAAAAAAGAUUUCACCACCAGGCCCUGGUGGAGUUGAAGAUCCUGGAAGCCCUCAGAAGGAAGGACAAAGACAACUCCUACAAUGUGGUACACAUGAAGGACUUUUUCCACUUCCGCAAUCAUCUCUGCAUCACCUUCGAGCUCCUGGGAAUCAAUUUGUACCAGUUGAUGAAGAAUAACAGCUUUCAAGGUUUCAGUCUGUCGCUAGUCCGUCGCUUCACCCUCUGUGUUUUGAAGUGCCUGCAGAUGCUUUACGUAGAGAAGAUCAUUCACUGUGAUCUCAAGCCUGAAAACAUAGUGCUAUACCAAAAGGGCCCUGUCUCUGUCAAAGUUAUUGACUUUGGAUCAAGCUGUUAUGAACACCAGAAAGCGUACACCUACAUCCAGAGCCGGUUCUACCGCUCCCCCGAGGUGAUCCUGGGCCACCCCUACAACAUGGCCAUUGACAUGUGGAGCCUGGGCUGCAUCAUGGCCGAGCUGUACACGGGCUGCCCGCUGUUUGCCGGGGAGAACGAGGUGGAACAGCUGGCCUGCAUCAUGGAGGUGUUGGGCCUGCCUCCAGCUCGCUUUAUCCAGACAGCUUCCCAGAGACAGACAUUCUUUGAUUCCAAAGGUUUUCCUAAAAAUAUAACCGACAACAGGGGGAAAAAAAGAUACCCGGAUUCCAAGGAUCUCACAAUGGUGCUGAAAACGUGUGACUCCAGCUUCCUGGACUUCCUCAGAAGGUGUUUGGUGUGGGAGCCUUCGCUCCGCAUGACCCCGGACCAGGCCCUCAAGCAUGCCUGGAUUCAUGAAGCACAGAACCGCAAGCCAAGGCCCAUGCCCCAGAACUUGAGGAAACCUAGUUUCAGUUUUCCCUCCGAGCCAAGCAAAAACAAGAUUCCAGGACACCAUCAUUCCAUCCAAAGUACAAAAGGUGAGAUCGCCAAAGAGACUACAGACAAAAUGAAAUACAGUGCCAUUGUGCCCUCUCCAGGUCCCAGUGCCCAGCAGGUGUCUCUCCCGCCGUGUGUCUCGGACACCAUCCGGCUGCCUCCCAUAGCAGAGGCUCACAGGAAGCCAGAGGUUGCUGCUGGACAGGAGGCAUCUGGGACCACCAGGGAACAACAACGCAAAGACUAUUCUUCCCAAGACACAAGCGCUCUGCCACCCAUUGUGUGAGCCUUGCUGAAGGUGUGUGCCGCUCCU